GUGAAAUUAGCCACCUGCGGACCAAUAAGAAAAGUUGUUACAUACUCAAUCGGGGUAGUUGCCAGGCGAUAGGAAAACAAAGAUGGCGGCUCUCUGUUGAUUGUUACUCAGAUUUUUUCCAAUUUUUGUGACAUAUUCACUUGAAAAAAGGCCAACUGAAGAACCCUGAGCAGCGGAAUGACGUCCAUUUCUUCCCCCGGAGGCCCCACGGAGGUCAUCAACGCCCGGCGGACUGAGUCGCUGGACGCCCCCAGGAUUGAACAGCUGUCCACCAGCUCCACCGAGCAGCUGUUUGGGAGGGUCAACGUCGUCAGUGUCAUAGAGAAGGCAAACUUGGCCGUGACAUUGUGUAACGAGCAGGACGACAUCCUGGGCCAUGCAGCGCUGUACGACUACCCAAACACCACCGAGGCUGACCAGGCAGAAUGGCAGCAAUGGCUCAGUCAGAACUACGACACAGCAAACUGCACUCCCCUGAACAGCCUGUUUGUCCACUACUUUGUGGCCAGGAAGGAAUAUGCCCAUGGCUGUGCUCAGGAGAUCAUCAGGACAAUCUUCAAUGCAGUUCCAGACCUGCAUUUCUGCUUCUUGGUGGUACCUCAGGGGGUCUUCCCAGAGCCUGCUCUGUCUGCCAUCUUCAAGCCCAUGGACAAGAUGGAGGAUGCUAAAGGCCCAGACGGCUGCUCCAUCUUUGUCUCCCACCGACAUGAGCAGGCACCUGUGUUACAUGUCAGGAAGGCCAGGGUGGAGGACCAUGAUGACCUCACACCCAUCUUCAACCGCCAGAGCGACGUCCUCAGUACCAAAUAUGGAGACUACUUCCUGGCUGAACUGAUCGAGGCUCAGGACGACAACAAUCACUGUGUCAUCGCAGAGGUUGAAGGCACUGCUGUUGGCUUCAUGAGUAUAUCCAAUGAAGUUAACACGUCGCUUCUUGCGGAGUGUUUUGAGUUGGGCCCCUUCCAUGGGCUGUGCACUCCGCAUCCUGAUGAUAUUUUGGAACCCCCCAGAGAGCCCACCCCUCCCCCUGCUGUUCCAGAACCCUCCGAGACAGCCCCCACCACAGCUGACCAGAGACCCAGCUCUGCAGCUUCACAGGCUUCUGCCAAAUCUAAGAGGUCGGAAACAGCGAUGACUGGGGAAACAUCAGAAGCAACAAAAGAAGCACCCGAAAAAGCAGCUGCCCCGUCACCUGCCCCGUCAGUAACUGGCACACCCCAGGCUGGAAAAAGGUCGUCAAAAGGGAGCAUCGCAGAUGUCUCAGAGCUGAAGGUGAAGCCAAAGCUGAGUGAGGCUCACAUGGGGGAGAGCUCCUCCUCACUGCUGAGUGAAUCCAGUAGAGCCACAAGUGUCAUGUCAGAGGCUUCAAAGGUUGGUUCAGUGAAGUCUGCUGCAAGCAGGGCAGAGCUGGCACCCCCCACCACGGCCCCUGACCAGCGGUCUCCCUCCCCUGGACUGGAACCCCCCUUCCUGCCCCCCAGGUUUACCCCCGUGUACAAGGGGGGAUCCAAUGCCUUCUGUAUCCACCUGUUCUGCAUCGAUGAACGGUUUGAGAUGAGGUCGCAGGACUUCCUGCCGUACAUCUUCAGCCUGUUCCCAGAGAAGGACUUUGUGGUGAUGACCGUGCCUCACCUGGUCCCAGAGUUCCCCCUGCUGCAGAACUUUGUGCGGGUGACCCCACGUGUGCCCAGUAUCUUGGCAGAGGAGCUGUAUGUUUUCCACAGGGCAGGCCUGCUCAAGGAUUUUGUGGUACGUCCUGCUACAUCAGAGGACACUUCUGGAGUGGAAGGACUAGUCCAAUCUGUUGAGGGGAGGGAACAGCUACUGAAGGAUCUUCAGCAGUACAACGAGGCCAGGAGGGACCCUGAUGGUACUGAGAUCCAGACCUAUGUUGCCGUGAGCCAGCAGCAAGUUGUGGGUGUGGUCAUCCUCAGGAGAGAGGAGAAUGUGGAGUAUAUCCGGUCACACUACAACGUGGAGGACUUCAUCUACUACAACCACCACGCACGCUCGGAGCACGGGCACAUCCACCACCUGGCACUGAACCCCAUCUUCCAACACUACUCCAAACACUUCCUCAAGGAGGUCCUGCGUUUGUCUCAUAAGUCCUGCCUGUACUACCCCAUCUACCCGCCAUAUGCACCAAAGGAGAUGCUAGCUCACCAUUCGCUGAUCACAGCACUGAAUGAGAUGGUUCCUGUGCGCGCCCGACGACAGAUCGUGUACCCCCUGGAGCGCCUCGGGAUCAAUGCCCCCUCCCACAGGGUCUCCAAACAACAGGAAUUCUAUGCUGUUAACCACAUCAACAGAAAACUUACCCUGGAACCCAAGGUGACCAUCAAUGCCAGGAUUGUCGUGGUUGGUGCGUCUGACGUUGGCUUGUCGUACCUGGAGACUCUGGCGUUCUGUCCUCACCUGCGCUUCAACAACAUCACCCUGGUCUCCACCCACGGCCUGCCUGGGGAGAUGGCACCCGACAGCCUCAGGGACAACCUGUUGGGGAAGAGCCACUGUUACCUGCACGAGGACCACAGCCUGUCGUCGCUGAGGUCAUGGGUCAACGUGGUGUUUGGCAAGAUGGUGGCCAUCAACCGCCAGACAAAACACGUGAUCGUGGCGGGCGGAACCAAGGUGCCUUACGACCACCUGGUGCUGUGCACGGGGCAGCAGUACCAGGUACCAGCACCAACAGAAGCGGACAUUAACCAGGAGGAGAUGACCAACGCUACGCUGCCCAACAAUCCGCACCGUCGCUUCCUCGGGGAGGGCCCGAGGAACGUGAUGACUGUCAACGACAGCCACGACGCAGCCUCCAUGCUGCACACGCUCCGCUACGACUUCCUCAACACUGAAGGUCAGCUGAUUGUGUAUGGGAACACGCUGGAUGCAUACACAUGCGUACAGACCGUCCUGGCACUGGGCGUGGACGGUUCCCGGAUCCACCUGGUGGAGCCGCCCCUGAAGCCACACGAGCCGACCUGCUUCAACAACCCGCUGGUCGAGCAGGGGGUGCGGAACGAGCUGUCGCAGGCAGGCGUGCUGAUGCAUUCUGGGUACUUCCUGGCCCAGUGGAAUGAUGGGAUGGGAGGCGAUCUUGUUCAGUCUGCCUGUUUCACAUCCAAAGCAGAGCCACUCAGGCUGGAGUGUUCGUUUUUCCUCAGCUUCUUCCAGAAGAUGGUAGAUUAUGAUGCCUUCAAAGCUGUGAAUGAUGCCUGCCUGGUGUAUGAUGGGAAGCUCGUGAUUGACUCCACGUUCCACACGAAUGACUCGUGCAUCAGGGCCGCAGGGCCGCUCACCAAGUUUGCCCGCAGAUACCACGCUGACCAAUGCUGCUUGUGUUUAUCUGUUUUAAUCCCCCCACCCCAGCCAAUCGAGAACACCAACCUGAUCUGUCUGUACGGAGUCCACGAGCGCUACCUGAACAACCUGGUCUCCCGCUUUGACGAGGCUGUUCUGCCAGGGGGAGUAAACUAUGUACAUGUGGGCAAACCCAACGUGAAGGUGUCUCUGGACACGUACAUGUCAUCUGGUGACUAUGGGAGAGAACUGAUCACAGGCAGCGUGGAGGGAGGUGACUUCUUCCGCCUUCACAUCAACCAGUACAGAACAGUGGAGACCAUCACCUGCUACUCCAAACAGCCAAUCGAGAACACCAACCUGAUCUGUCUGUACGGAGUCCACGAGCGCUACCUGAACAACCUGGUCUCCCGCUUUGACGAGGGUCUCAUCAAGGACUUCUACAGUUACUUCCAGGAGCCAUGGUGCCUGGCGAUCUUCCACGACCGCUUUUCAGACUUCCGACACGAAGUGCGAGAAAUCUUGCUCAACAGACCGACAACAGAUGAGGAGUCACUGGAGGAACAAGUCCGACAGAUGAUCGAUGAGGACCUGGUGUUGAGUAAAGAGCAGAGACGUCACCUGGUGGACAACUUUAAGGACUCGGGAGCCAAGCGGUCGGUGGAGACGAGACUCCUGAGUUACCUGAGCUACAACUAUUACCACCUGCCCAUGUACGCCAAGCCUGGCAUGGUGUGAGACCUCGACUAGAAACACCUGGUGUGAGACCACCUCUAGAAACACCUAGUGUUGUUAGCCCUUAGGAUUAUUAUUCAGAAAUGUCUAUAUCGUUGUGUAUAUUUGUCGGUAUUUCUGUAACCUUGCAUUUGUGGCUAAUGCCAUUCUUCUUAUCUUUAAAACUCACCCUACCAAAUUAAGAUAGAGGGUAAAACCUAAGCUUCCAGCUUAAAUAACUCAGAUGAUUCAUUCCAAGAGGAUGGUGACUCAAAUCCAGACUUUUUAAAAAUGUAACGAUCAAUGGAAUGCCAUCUUACAGAUUCCUCUCUUAUUUCCAAGGUCAAUGGAGAAGUUAUAAUUUUGGUGUAAUUAUGAUAAUGCAGUUUAUGAAUAAGAUGCUUUUUUAAGACUUACGAUGGACAGAUCCAUUUGUUUAGCCCUAAACUGUAAAUGUGAGAUUGAGUUUGUAAUAUAUAGCAAGCUGUGACCUGUAUGUUUGUGGCAUUGAGAACUAAGUAUUUAGACUGCUGAACCCUGUGCAUCUGCACUGUUUGAUGCCUUGUAUGAGCACUAAUGUUUACUCUGAAAGAUUUGUACAGCACUGAUGAAAUAAAGAAUUACAACAAAGAUGCAAACAGAACUUGGCGUUUUGAGAAUCCAACAUAGAAUUUUACCAAAUUAAAACUGACAUGUUACACCUUUCAUUAAGUAUUACUAACACAAACAAAACUGCAAAGCGAAGGUUGUGAAGUAUACUUGUAUUUUAAUGAUGUAUAUAGUGCCUUCUGACAUCUCAAUGACUUCCAUCUGCAAAGGUUUACAAGUCAUCCAACAGACUGUGUUAGUCUUGUUUACAGUCCAAGGCUCUCUUCAAACAACAAAACCAAAGUACAUAGCUUUCAUUAAAUAUUAACGUCAAAAGAACGUCAUAGCAUGACUGAUUGUACAAAAGGGAUUUCAAGAUCUUUAAAUACAAAAAUUAGAUUAAAAGGCAAAAAUUUGUGGGUAAAAAUACUUAGGUCUAUAUAUAAAAGGUGGGUACACUAAUAAAGUGUCGCUAUGCUACAGAUGACAUAUGGUACAGUGUCCCAUCUGUGCAGUGCUGUUAUAAAAUGCUUUAAAAACAAGCAUUCUGAGGUAAGGAUAAACAAACACUUAAGCCAUACAGACACUGUCAACAGCGGUAGAUAUACACGUUAAAAACAUGCUGUAUAGCCUUAUCAUAGCCAUGUGUAUGAGGAUCAAUUCUGAUGCAUUAAACAAUCUUAAUACCAUACAUUUCCACAGGUAUGAGAUACAGCAAGCACUUCAAAUUCCUUUACAUUUACAUUAUGUGUAAAAACAGUUCAGGGAAUUCAUCCUGUCAAAAUCCACUUUAACCAGAUUUGAGAAGCUGUAUAAAAACCUGUAAAACUGCAAGAAAAACUUGCAUAGGUUAAAAAGGAGCCCAAAUUGGGCUUCGUGAUUCUGUUUGUAAUUGUUUGGCCUGGAGUUGAUGAUGUGCAAUCAUCAGGGCAUGAUCAGAAUAAUGUUAGGUAAGCUAAGGUAAACACACAUGGUACACAACAGCACAUCACAGCCAUCUAUGGCUGAGUAUAGUGGACAAAAUACUGGCCUUCCUUCCUCCACAAAUCACACCUAUUUCUUCUGAUGACGAUCACUCGCCAUUUCUUGUCCAACAUUGUGAUUGUGCUUUUCAAUUUGCACACACCUAGAGCUAUGCAGUAAUCAAUGACAUUCAUCGAUCAGUUGAUAUGGCUCACAAACCAUAAUUAAAUGUUGAUAGCAUCAAGCAAGAAAUGUUGUAAAGUUG
Molecule: messenger RNA, 5827 nt
Organism: Branchiostoma belcheri (Belcher's lancelet)
Lineage: Eukaryota; Metazoa; Chordata; Leptocardii; Amphioxiformes; Branchiostomatidae
Product: cilia- and flagella-associated protein 61-like
Exons: 35
Coding region: 178-4035 (1285 amino acids)
Source: RefSeq, a predicted model, not a curated record